Molecule: messenger RNA, 456 nt
Organism: Phaeodactylum tricornutum CCAP 1055/1
Lineage: Eukaryota; Bacillariophyta; Bacillariophyceae; Surirellales; Neidiaceae
Exons: 1
Biological process (GO): intracellular signal transduction
Source: RefSeq, a predicted model, not a curated record
AUGUCCCCGACUCCGACACAGGCCCACGAUGAAAUGAGCGAUACGCUACUCGAACUCGCUGAAGAGUUUCAAGCCCAAAUCGAAAUUAAGGACCGCAAGUAUCGUCUCAAAACGUACAAGGACACGUUUGUGGGUAGCGAAGCGGUCGACUAUCUUGUCUCGUCCGGAAAAGCUGCCACGCGUACCGAAGCUGUGUCCCUCGGUCAAGUUCUGCAGGUCAACUUUCACCUAUUUGAGCACGUCACGCGCGAUCACGACUUUGCCGACGACGGCCUUUUUUUCCGCUUCUUGACGGACAACGAGCGCGGUGGAUUGUCCCGGGAUGAAUCCGGGAAUUCCCUUCGCUGGCAGAACUUUUUGGGCACCCCUGACGGUCUGACCAACCAGAACGGCCUCCAACCCUCCUUCCCCAAGAACGACAUUCUCCCCGACAAGGACCAGCACGUUGUCAACCAA